UGACUCGCACGUUCCUCGUUUCAUCUUUCUUCGGCGUCGUUGUGUCCGUGGUUAGUUUUCGUUGGAAUCGUUUCUGUUCUGUUCUGUUUGUUGUACCGUUGCAAACAAACAAACAAAAAAUACACAAAGUCUAAAAUACCAAAAUGAUUUAACAUCCAAUGUGUUACGAACUCUAUUUAAGCCCAAAACGUUUUUUUAAAAAUUCGCGUUAAGUUUUUAGCCGUUUGCAUAUAUUGUCAGUUAGUUUAAUUUCGCAUAAAACCGCAAUCAUCAUGGGUCUGUCGGAUAUACCAUCCAACUACAUGCAAAAAUCCAGCCAUGUCCUACAUCAGCAACAGCAGCAACAAAUUAAUCUUCAUAAUCAGCAUAAUCAUCAUCAUCAUCAACAUCAUUACAAUGCGGCAGCUGCCGCCGCUCAUGUCCUGGCCAUGGAAAACAGCGAACUGAUGAUGAGUCCCAAAGACAAAAUGUCCACCAAAAAGAAAAUGCUCAAGAAAAUCAAGAAACGUUUCGGACUCGUUCGCCGUUCGCCCUCCUCCUGCCCGGGUCCGAAUAAUUUGCCACCCCUGCAAUUUCAUACGGUACAUGGUGAUAAUAUACGCAUCUCCAGGGAUGGUACGCUGGCGCGUCGCUUCGAGAGCUUUUGCCGUGCAAUCACGUUCUCGGCUCGGCCGGUGCGCAUCAAUGAGAGAAUUUGCGUGAAGUUUGCGGAGAUUUCGAACAAUUGGAAUGGCGGCAUUCGUUUCGGUUUCACCAGCAACGAUCCGGCAACGCUGGAAGGUGGCCUGCCCAAAUACGCGUGUCCCGAUCUAACAAACCGACCGGGCUUCUGGGCAAAAGCGCUGCACGAACAGUACUGCGAAAAGGACAACAUAUUGUACUAUUAUGUGAACAAUGCCGGCGACGUCAUCUAUGGCAUCAACACCGAGGAGAAGGGCGUCAUUUUGUCUGGCAUCGACACGCGCGGCAUGCUCUGGACAGUCAUCGAUGUCUAUGGCAAUUGCACCGGCAUUGAGUUUUUGGACGCACGCAUUUACGUGUAUCAACAGCAGCAACAGCAGCAGCAGCAACAAUUGCAACAGCAGCAACAGCAACAGUUGCAGCAGCAACAACAACUGUCUGCUGCACAACAAUCGCGUCGCUCGCUGCCCGAUCAUGAGCUGGAACGUCAUGUGAUGCCAUCGAUGCAAUCGCUGCAUUUAGCUGGCAACGGCAACGUCGGUGGCAGCAACACCUCAACACCCGCCCACAUUGUGGAGCACGAUCUGGCGAAUGGUUUGCCCCCGUUGCGCUACAAUUGCAACGGCCGCCUCAUCCCCGUUCCCUUCCACAUAACAAAGGGGCGCAAUGUGCGUUUGUCCCACGAUCGUUUUGUGGCCUCGCGCACCGAGUCUGACUUUUGUCAGGGCUAUGUGUUCACGGCUCGGCCCAUCCGGAUUGGCGAGAAGCUCAUCGUGCAGGUGCUCAAAACGGAGCAGAUGUAUGUUGGUGCUCUGGCCCUGGGACUAACGUCAUGCAAUCCGGCCUUGUUGCAGCCGAAUGAUUUGCCCAAUGAUUCGGACUUUCUGCUGGAUCGGCCGGAGUAUUGGGUGGUCAGCAAGGAUAUUGCGGCGGCGCCGCAACGUGGCGAUGAGAUCGCCUUCUUUGUGGCGCCCAACGGUGAGGUGAGCAUCAGCAAGAACAAUGGCCCCGCUGUCGUCGUCAUGCAUGUGGAUCAAUCGCUCCAGCUGUGGGCGUUCCUCGAUGUUUACGGCUCGACGCAAUCGUUGCGCAUGUUCCGCCAGCAGCUGCCCAAUAUGGUGGCCUAUCCGUCGCAGCCACAGAUUAGUGCGGCCAGCUCGGCAACAGCUAUCGCUGCUGCAACUGCCUCCGGCUCGCGUCUGCUGACCGAAUCGUUGAGCAGCCUGAAUGCUGGCCAACUGCUCGGCGCCGCCACCAAAAUGCAACUGAGUGUCGCUCAAUCCAACAGCAGCAACACUUUGGCCUCAGCUGGCGGCACUGGCAAUGGCGGCAGUCGGAUGAUCAGCAUGCCCUCCAAUGGUGACAUACUGCAGAUCCAGCCAAAUGGUGGCGGCACCGUUCUCGUCGUCAAUCUGCCGCCGGCCAACAGCUCGCAUGAUCUCAAUGGACAGCUGACGGCGGCGGCACAGCAGCGCCCAGCAGCCACAGCUGCCACGAUCAGCAGCAGCGGCAUUCUCGCUGGCGCCUGCUCCAGCGGCACAUUGAUCAGCACCACCAGCAGUCAGCAAUAUAUUGAGCCCAUUGCCCAAAGUACGAGCACGCUGAACGGCAGCAAGUGGAAGGACAGCCUCAGCGAUCAACAGAGCACAGAUUCGAGUGCCGAGUGCACCAUUUGCUACGAGAAUCCCAUUGACUCGGUGCUGUAUAUGUGUGGACAUAUGUGCAUGUGCUACGACUGCGCCAUCGAGCAGUGGCGCGGCGUUGGCGGCGGUCAGUGUCCUCUGUGUCGAGCGGUUAUACGCGAUGUUAUCCGCACCUACACCACGUAGGCAACCAACCAAAAUAAUCCUACAAUAACGUCUACAACUUUAACUUUCAACUCGCAAUCGAAUUAAGCAACACUAACAAAAAAGCAAACAAAAAAAAAAAAAACUGCAAAGAAUAUUUUGAGCAUGAGUUUUUAUAACAAGGCGCAAAGAGAGAUAUCAUCACAAAUUCAUCACAAUGAAUUUUUUUUAGACAACUGCUUUGUAUUAGCAAACUAGUUUUUACAGUGGACUAAAAGAAAUCCAACCUGAAACAAUUAGCUGAUAGCUGAUGUCAAUAUUUUUGCAAAGAACUAAAAAAAGAAA
Drosophila grimshawi is the source of this 2813-nucleotide messenger RNA. It is a transcript of the gene neur, whose product is annotated as protein neuralized. The transcript is spliced from 3 exons. The record is from RefSeq and is a predicted model, not a curated record. Bases 273 to 2510 code for a protein of 745 amino acids. NCBI's taxonomy places the organism in Eukaryota, Metazoa, Arthropoda, Insecta, Diptera, Drosophilidae. Gene Ontology annotation, molecular function: ubiquitin protein ligase activity.